UAUUGUUUAUAUGUUUAGAACAAAUGAAUCACUAGUAAUUAAAUUAUCUGUUUUAUAAUAUGUUUGAAACUGUGAACAAAAGUUAAUGAGCUCUAAGAAACAGUAAACCAAAAUUAAAAUAAUUUUUUAUUUGCUUAGGAAAGAACAGCUCUGUAAAUACUUUGCCUUAAUUUUCUUGAAUUUUUCUUUUCCUUUACUGAUUAGCUCAAGUAUAAGGUCAAUGGGGGCUGCUGCGUUAGUCUGUCGACUAAUGUCGAAAUACUUGAGUUCCGACAAGAAUGUAACCAAUGAAGAAAAACUGAGUUUUUACACAUCCGCUUGUGAAGAAGAUCCAGAGCUCAAAUCCUUUGAUUCUUCGCUUGACCAACGACUUAGCAAAUUGAAGAGCUCGCUCAGUACAGGUGGCAAGACUGGAAAUAAUUCCCUAAACGCAGUCAAGUCGGUGUGCGGGUUUCUAGUUGAAGUGAACCAAAAUUUGGCUGAGAACAUUAUCGCCAACAAAGAUUUAUUGAAGAAGGAAGAUCUAAAGUCUUUGGUUGGGCUCUAUUGUGAGAGUUCCACAAGUACUCUAGAUUUAUUUACUACAGUGAGUAACUGCACCAAUAAGGCAAAGUUAAGCAUCGAGAUCAUUCGAGUCGCGAUCCAACAGUUUGAAAAAGAGUCGAUGGACACAAAUUUCGGAGGAGGAAACGUGAAGAAGGCCAAGUAUGCCAAAACGUUAGAGGAGCUGAAUAAGGUUAAAGCUAGGGGAGAUCCUUUUGGUGACGAGUUCAAGGAUAAGUUGAAGUCUGUACGCGCGGAGCACCUUGUGCUUUUAGAGAAGUUAGGUGAGCUGGUGAAGAAGCUUGAAAAAAAACACCAUAGAUUAAAGAGAAAGAGGAAAUUGACGACUAUUGCUUUCGGUUCUGUGGCUGCGUCUAUUUUGGCCAUAGAGGUUUGUGCAUUAGUUGUAGCACCUCAGUUGGCGGUAAAUGGUGCGGUUCAGGGUGCGGCUGGGUUGGGCCAACUGAUGGUAGCUGGAGGAAUAUAUGCCAAUGAUAAGAUGACAACCCGUGAGAAGGAUUUGGAUACACAGAAAGAGGUGGUCAAUAUUAUGUUUGACAGUACGAAUGUCAACAUCCAAGGCACAAAUACGAUAAAUAGCCUAGUCGAGAAACUUAUUGUGAGUCUCUCAUUGAUUUUGGGGUCCGUGGAGCAGGUUAAAAGAGAAGAGGAGGCCGUAAAACCUGUGAUGGAAGCAAUCGUUACGGAAGUGGAUGCGUUUGCUAGUUCAAUUAAGGAUGUUGGUAAAGCUGUGGCUACGUGUAGCUCAUGUGUAGCUUCUGGAAAACUACAAGUCCUGGAAAGCAUAACCAAUUAUUUUUUAAACGCUGGAUAAUUACGUUAUUACAACUAUGAAAAAGCAUAACCAAUUCAGUGUCGAAAGGGAGGUAGUAGCCUUAUCAAUGUUAUUUAUACUUUUAUACUCCAAUGUUUAAGUGUGCGAAAACUCGUAUUUUGUGUGUGAAUCAUUUUUUUUUUCU
Messenger RNA from Raphanus sativus (radish), 1523 nucleotides. RefSeq names its product UPF0496 protein At5g66660-like. The coding region runs from base 221 to 1378 and encodes 385 amino acids. The transcript has a single exon. Lineage: Eukaryota; Viridiplantae; Streptophyta; Magnoliopsida; Brassicales; Brassicaceae. The record is from RefSeq and is a predicted model, not a curated record.